This is a messenger RNA of Neoarius graeffei (lesser salmon catfish), 4569 nucleotides long. Its product is annotated as death-associated protein kinase 2-like. Gene Ontology annotation, cellular component: nucleus; cytoplasm. Gene Ontology annotation, molecular function: ATP binding; protein serine/threonine kinase activity. The transcript has 13 exons. The coding region runs from base 1011 to 2093 and encodes 360 amino acids. NCBI's taxonomy places the organism in Eukaryota, Metazoa, Chordata, Actinopteri, Siluriformes, Ariidae. Gene Ontology annotation, biological process: positive regulation of apoptotic process; intracellular signal transduction; protein phosphorylation. The record is from RefSeq and is a predicted model, not a curated record.
CACAGGCGGCAGAGUGACACAGGGUCAGCCUAGGAGAAGGGUGUACCGUAGGGUGUGUUCUCUGAGGAGACUUCGAGCAGAGAGAGAGAGAGAGAGCGAGAGAGAGAGAGCUGUCUGACCAGUCGAGCAGCCCUGGCUGUAACCCGGAAAUCCCCCUCAUGAGGGAAAAUUUGGUCUGGACUUCGCUUGAGUUUGUUACCAUGGUAUUGCAUGCGGUUUGUGCGCGCGCGCUGGAGCUUUGACAGGCAAUGCAUUGCGAGCGCUGGGGCUCGGGAUUCCUGCAUCUGCGCACAACACACACGCGCGCGCACACACAGGAAGGAGCAGAGAGUGGAGCCGCUGGUCAGGGUUUGAGGAUUGAGGACUGAGGAUUGAGGAUUGAGGACUGGGGAUUGAGGAUUGAGGACUGGGGAUUGAGGACUGGGGAUUGAGGACUGGGGAUUGAGGACUGAGGAUUGAGGACUGAGGAUUGAGGACUGGGGAUUGAGGACUGAGGACUGGGGACUGAGGUUGUGAGAAAAUAACAUACAGGAAAAUCUUUCUGGAAAUAUUUCACUAAUCACGGUCGUCACUUGUUCCCAUCACACAACCUCCUGAGGACGCCUCGCACCAUGCCACACUAAAGCACGGUCAGCGAGCAUAAAUAAUGACUGACCGUGAGUUAAAAGUGCGAUUUAUUGUUUGAUUGACAACGGAUACAAAGGAAUUAUAACAUCCAGAGCGACUCGUUGCACAGGAAAUACUUUACGAUUUGGGAUGCGGCUCAUGACAACGACAGCAGAAAGUUUUAAAGAGAAACAAAGUCCUUCGUUUUGUUUCGCAUGAAAGCGCUAAACAUUUUUUACUUCUGUUCGACUUCGUGAUGCUUUGGCAUCGAAUGGAUGAUGAAUUUAAUCUUCUGGAACAUAACGAUCAUAAGCAAAGUAUCGGCUACCCACGAACAUCAUGCAGACGCAGGACUAGGGCGCAUUUCGUUCUGAGAACAGUGGACUGAAGGUCACGUGUGUGCCAUGGCUCAGUUCAGGCUGCAAAACGUGGAGGACUUCUAUGAGAUCGGAGACGUACUGGGCAGUGGACACUUUGGGCAGGUGCGCGAGCUGAGAGAGCGACUCAGCGGCACCUGCUGGGCGGGGAAGUUCGUGAAGCUCCGUCGGAGCGUGAGCAGCCGUCUGGGCAUAGAAAGGAAGAGCGUGGAGUGCGAAGUGGAGAUCCUGCAGAGUCUUCAGCACGUCAACAUCAUGGCCUUGCACGACGUCUUCGAAAGCCGGGCCGAGAUCGUCCUCGUCGUGGAGCUCAUGAAUGGAGGGGAGCUUUUCGACUUCAUCGCCGCGAAGGAGAACGUGACUGAGAACGAGGCCAUCGAGUUCCUGAAGCAGAUUCUGAAAGGCGUUGGUUUUAUGCACAACAAACAAAUCGGCCACUUUGAUCUGAAGCCUGAGAACAUCAUGCUGUCAGAUAAGAACGCGGAGCAUCCCGAGAUUAAGAUCAUCGAUUUCGGACUCGCCCACCGCUUCGUCCCAGGAGAGGAGUAUAAGAGUCUGUGUGGCACUCCUCAGUACUUAGCUCCUGAGGUGAUAAACUACGAGCCACUGAGCAUAGCCACCGACAUGUGGAGCACUGGCGUUAUUACCUACAUCCUGUUAAGUGGUAUAUCACCUUUCCAAGGAGACACGGAUGAGGAGACACUAAAGAACAUUCUGGAUAUGAAGUACGACUUUGACGAGCAGUACUUUAGCCAAACAAGUGACAUCGCAAAAGAUUUUAUUGAGAAGCUGUUCGUGAAAGAUCAGAGUGAGAGAAUGACGGCUGAGGAAUGUUUACUGCACCCCUGGAUAAAGCCCCUGACACGUAAGCAGGCAGCCAACAGGAGUCGCUCAUCCAUCAACAUGAAGAAUUUCAAGAAGUUCAAUGCCAGGAGAAAGUGGAAGAUGUCCUAUAACAUGGUGUGGGCGUGUAACAGACUGAGUCGUCUGCAGCUGCUCUGCAAGGCAGCCAAAGAGGACGAGGAGCUGAGAAGUUGCGAGAGCGACCAGGAAGACACGCAGACGAAGCCGGCCUCGCUCAUCCGCCGCAGACUGAGCAGCAGCUCCUGAACCUCACUCACCUCCACCUUCUCCUCCAGCGUCUCUCAGAUGAAACGUGUCACAGGCUCACACAGGAACCCGGAGCUCUCCAGUCGUGCGCUCUUUAUUUAUUUCAGAGUUCACUUUGUGCAUUGUUUGACCUUUAUUAUUCUCCAGCUGUGUUUUGUAUGAGCGUUACAGUGCGUAUGGCAGCCAUAUAUCAUGACACGGUUAUUUCUGAAAACGUUUUAUUUUAUUUUGUGCACACAUUGAUGUGUGAGGGUUUCAACACGCACAACACUGUACGGUAAGUACCCUCCUGGAGGGAUUAAUAUAAACCAGUGUCAUACAGGACGAGCCAGAUAAAGUCUGUUUUGAAGUGUCUUUGGUUUACAUUUACGUUUAAUGUUUGGGUUGUGUGUGUGUGUGUGUGUUUUACAUAUUUUAAAGGUCAUAGGCAAGGGUCGGAGGUGAAAUGUAGAAUAUCAACUUUAUUGUCUAGAAGAACGACCCAAAAAGCGAAUUCAAGCUUCCUAGUGUCUAGUUUGCACCCUAAAAUUAAAUAAAACGGUUAAAAUAUACUGUUUUGCCCAAUUUCCGAAGGGUUGUUUACAUCUCACUUAUGCGCACUUUCACUGCCAGGGGACCGUCGUCAUGAUGUCAUUUAAGCCAAACAGACUGGGAGCAGCUCUGUGUUUACUUGCGAACCGAGCACACGUGUACGGACUUUGGUUGUGAGAGGUUGUGUAAAAUGUCUGAAAGCGAUAGCGAUUUUGAAGCAGGAACUCUCCAAAUUGAAUAUCGAGAGGUGAAACCAUAUAUGUAUGAACCUAUGGCCGUUCCAAAGCAAUCGGUGAAUGUGGCUCACUGGUUUGACCAUACGGCCUCGGAAUCGGACGGCGAUUCAGCCGACUCUGAUCGCGGUGACGCCGGACCUCAACAAGACUCGCGCCCAAACGAUUUAUCCUGGUAGUUAUGAUAAAUUCCUACUUUCGUCGUAAUACUAAAUAAAAGCCCUUUUAAAGAAUAAUUAAACCGCCCUCCCUAGUGGAUAUAGGGAACGAUUACUGGACAGCGCGCCGGUAGGCCACAUUAGCCUGCCAUCCGCGGCAUUAUACUAUUUAUAGCCGACUCUAAGCGAGGAAAUAUCCCUUUGUCUCAUUUCCACAAUGAUUGUACAGGAUCCCUCAGGAUUCUUGACUUGUCAAUUGCAAGCAAAAGUAAAAAUGUUUCCCUCCAAUCUUCUCCUUUUUGCUUGAGCGUUGCUGCUCCGUUUCUUCUUUGACUGCUUGAUUUUGUUUCACACGCACAAGCCACUCUCUCCGCCUCGUCUCCUCUUUCGGAAAAAGCCAACCCACUCGCUCCGCCUCUUCUCCUUUUUUUGAAAAAGCCAAUCCACACUCUCUGCCUCUUCUCCUCUCUCGGUAAAAGGUAAAAACUUCUUCCUGAACCGGUCCCGUUGUUACUGUUCACUGCACAACAAUAAGGCAUGGGGGUUUUCUUUGGAAAUUCCCGAACGCACGUCUGCACUCAAGCCGAACGGCAAUGCAAGUAAACGGAAGCGGACUCAACUCAAGCAGUUUGUUUGUCUUAAAUGACGUCACACGCCGAGUGGUCACGAAAAUAGCCAUACAGAAAUUUGCCACGAUCCGCGCUAACUUAUUUUAAUUAUUACUUAUUAACAAUACUUCUUGGGACCAGAAGAAAAUGACAGAAGGUUUUUUAACAUAUAAAGUUUCAAAUGUGCAUAAAAUUAAAACCGUUGCCUAUGAGCUUUAAAGGAAAACUAUUCCUUCAAGGAGAUAAGCUGUUAAACACAAACUGUCGCUGUGCCGUGGUUCAAGCCAUGUAGGUUUAAGAUUACUUUCGGUCCAGUCAGAGAGAAUGUGAGCUGAAAAGACAGACAGCCAUCUUUUGCAUGUUUUGGUUGUCUUAGCUACUGCCAUACCAGGAAGCUUGGUGUGUUUUUGUGAAAAUACAGAAUGACUAAUUAUCAGUUCUUAAUCACAUCUGAAAAACAAGAAGGACAAAAUAAGCACAGCUGCCUUGGAGCUUAGAGCAUCGAUUAUUACAUUAUUAGAUUAUAUUUGAGCCAAGUUACAGUUGUGUAACAGCUAAGAAAUAUUUAUUUUAUAUCGUAUAAAACAUUUGUGGUUUAUUAUUAUUGUUAUUAUUAUUAUUAUUAUUAUUAUUUAAUUCUCCUAAAUAUUCUUAAAGGCACAGCUGUCUGUCGUGUACCCAGUAAAUUAACUGUAUGUUUUUCUUCUACAACCCCGAUUCCAAAAAAGUUGGGACAAAGUACAAAUUGUAAGUAAAAAUGGAAUGCAAUAACUUACAAAUCUCAAAAACUGAUAUUGUAUCCACAAUAGAACAUAGACAACAUAUCAAAUGUCAAAAGUGAGACAUUUUGAAAUUUCGUGCCAAAUAUUGGCUCAUUUGAAAUUUCAUGACAGCAACACAUCUCAAAAAAGUUGGGACAGGGGCAAUAAGAGGCUGGAAAAGUUAA